Molecule: messenger RNA, 6015 nt
Organism: Nannospalax galili (Upper Galilee mountains blind mole rat)
Lineage: Eukaryota; Metazoa; Chordata; Mammalia; Rodentia; Spalacidae
Gene: Samd8
Product: sterile alpha motif domain containing 8
Exons: 6
Coding region: 127-1563 (478 amino acids)
Biological process (GO): ceramide biosynthetic process
Cellular component (GO): Golgi membrane; endoplasmic reticulum membrane
Molecular function (GO): protein binding; sphingomyelin synthase activity; ceramide cholinephosphotransferase activity
Source: RefSeq, a predicted model, not a curated record
CUUCCCUUCCGGUCUUGGCCCCGCCCCCUUGCCGGUAGCGCACUGCCUGCCGCCGGGAGGGCCCCGCAUCCCGAAGCAGUUCCGGUUCGGCCGGCAGCAGCUGGCGGCGCGGACGGGGCCGGAGGGAUGCCCGCGCGUCUCCGAACCGGCUCCCGCCGGCGCUCCGACUCCCCGCUCCGGGCUCCGCCUCCGCCGCUCCAGGCGCUGCGCUCGGCCGAGGCGCCCAGGGCCCGGGACUCUGACGGCGCCUCGGACGCCGACGCGGAGCUGGGUCCCGGGACCUCGGGUCCCACCGCGGAGGAAGUGGAAGAAGAAAUGGCAGGCCCCAAUCAACUCUGCAUUCGAAGAUGGACUACCAAGCAUGUAGCUGUGUGGCUGAAGGAUGAAGGAUUUUUUGAAUACGUGGACAUUUUAUGCAACAAGCACCGACUUGAUGGAAUCACAUUGCUUACGCUGACUGAGUAUGAUCUCCGAUCUCCUCCUCUGGAAAUCAAAGUCCUAGGAGACAUUAAAAGGUUAAUGCUCUCAGUCCGAAAACUGCAGAAAAUACACAUUGACGUUUUAGAAGAGAUGGGCUACAACAGUGACAGUCCUAUGAGUUCCAUGACUCCCCUCAUUAGUGCUCUUCAGAAUGCAGACUGGCUCUGUAAUGGGGAGCCUACACAUGACUGUGAUGGACCCAUCACUGAUUUGAGUUCUGAUCAGUACCAGUACAUGAAUGGCAAAAACAAACAUUCUGUUCGAAGAUUGGACCCAGAGUACUGGAAGACCAUACUGAGUUGUAUAUAUGUUUUUAUAGUAUUUGGGUUUACAUCUUUCAUUAUGGUUAUCGUUCAUGAGCGAGUGCCUGACAUGCAGACCUAUCCACCACUCCCAGAUAUAUUCUUAGACAGUGUUCCUAGAAUCCCAUGGGCUUUUUCCAUGACUGAGGUGUGUGGUGUGAUUCUGUGCUAUAUCUGGAUCCUGGUCCUCCUCCUUCAUAAGCACAGGUCAAUCCUUCUGCGAAGGCUCUGUAGUCUGAUGGGCACUGUAUUCUUGCUUCGCUGCUUUACCAUGUUUGUGACCUCCCUCUCCGUGCCAGGACAGCACCUGCAGUGUACUGGAAAGAUAUAUGGAAGUGUUUGGGAGAAGCUACGCCGGGCUUUUGCCAUUUGGAGCGGCUUUGGUAUGACUCUGACUGGCGUCCACACUUGUGGAGAUUACAUGUUCAGUGGCCACACAGUUGUCCUAACCAUGCUGAAUUUCUUUGUCACAGAAUAUACACCAAGAAGCUGGAAUUUCUUGCACACUUUAUCCUGGGUUCUCAACCUCUUUGGAAUCUUCUUCAUCUUGGCUGCCCAUGAGCAUUACUCCAUCGAUGUGUUUAUUGCUUUUUAUAUCACAACCAGACUCUUUCUGUACUACCAUACUCUGGCCAACACCAGAGCUUAUCAUCAGAGUAGGAGAGCGAGAAUUUGGUUUCCCAUGUUCUCUUUCUUUGAAUGCAAUGUUAAUGGCACAGUGCCUAAUGAAUAUUGUUGGCCAUUUUCUAAACCAGCAAUAAUGAAAAGACUCAUUGGAUGAAGACUAUAUGUUUGUAAUGAGUUUGUGGUUAAAUAACAGUAGUUAUGGAGUGAAAAUGAGUAACUUUGCUUUGUCUCCCAGGUUGUUCCUGGAUGUGUUGUGUUUUGGUUUAUAUGUUGGCAGAUUUCCCAAUUCUGAGUAAGGCUGUGAUUAUAAAAAGCAAGAAAGGGCAAUCAGGAGUCCUUACCUAGCCGUUUGGUCAGAAGCUCAAGUAGAGGUUUUCUGCCCCUUCACUUGAGGAAGACUGUGGUCAAUGUCAGGCUGUUACCCUUACAUACUGAGUGUUUGGUUAUUGAACUUAAGCAAAUCAGCUUAAGCUGGUUGAAGAAUUUUUAUUGAUUUUCCCCAUAGGACUCUAGUCAAGAAAUACUUUUUGAAGCUGUAUAUCAUCUUCAAAAGAAAAAAGCCCAACCAAGUGAGCCAUUCUUGUUCCUUGGACGAAUCUCUGUCCAGAAAGUGAAUGUUUUACUAACAAAUACUUUUUGCCUUCUGAACCAUCUUAAGCAAAGCAUUUUGGGUGUGCUAGCAUGCCCGAAACAAGCAGAGAAUGCGGGUGCCGCACACGAAGUAACAAGGUGUGAUGCGGGUGCCUGGCCCACACACAGAUAUGCACAGAGUGCUAGCAUUUUUCACAAAAGAUGCAGUUUCUGUUUUGUGAAGGUUUAGUAUGAAUAGCAGUCAGUAUUCAUGAGGAGAAAAUGGCUGUAUUCAUGAAAAUAAAUUGUGAUUUUAGUGAUAUCUGCAUCUGGAAUAAUUGUUAGUUAGGUGACAACCCAAUUGAAUCCUUUUUAAUGAUGUGACUUGAUGAGCCAAAUACGAAUAUUUUACCAGAUGUUAAAGUUGUCCUGUCAAUAAGUAAGGAAGUGUGCAUGCAAAGAUUUUUUUUCUUCUGAAAUGAAAUUUAUAGCAGGUUGUAGGCAUAGUGUUAACUCUGGGGUUUUUUCAUUUUGUUUUGUUUUGUUUGAAAGUUCUCAUUCUUGACUGUUGGAAGUAAACAGUUUACUCAGAUACAAAAAAGCUUGUUGCUUUUUUAUCUUAAAUAAUUGUGUACAUACAUUCUUUCUGUGAUUUUAGUUUGGCAGUCAAGAAAUACUAGAACUUAGCUGCUGUUUAUAACACUAGAAAUGUAGUGUCUUCAGUAAUUUCUCUUGUAACAUUUGUCACUUUACUUUUUAAAUGAUUUUACAUAUACUUUUGACUGUAGCAUGGUUGUAGAAUUGGAAAUGACCUUCAACUUAAACAAUUGGAAUAUUAAUGGUGUAGUUUUUACAUUCCAUUUUAAAACAAGGAGUUAUAAAAGGUGCUGACAUACUGAGGUCUAAACCUAGACCACAGCAGACACUUGCUCCUUCCUUCUCGGGUGAAGUGUUUUAUUUUUGCACUUUGAGUUGUAGACCCACUGUUGUAUAAGCUACGAAGGAACCUGGUGAAUGAGUUAGGAAGGCGACAUUAGGCAAGGGCCAGCCAGUGCCGAAUGACCUAUUUGAGUCUGUUCUAAAUAUUGCUCAUUUCUCACUUGAGAAAUGAUGAAAGGCAACUCAAGUUUGAUUGUUUUGAAAUCUUACACUUCAGUCUUAUCUUUAUUGAUUCUGUUACGUGUCAGGAUCAAAAAUGCCAAUAUCACAUCUAAAGAAAUGGCAUAAUCAUGAAGUCAGGGAUGUUUCCUAGGCUUGAUUGAGUAGUUUGAUUGUUGAGAUCAAAAGAUAUGUUAUUACCAUAUUCUCCCCCCAUCCAAAUGACAGAAUAGGACCUAAUUUAGCUAGCGGGAGACUGUUGUUGGCUUUUGGGAAAACGUUCCAAAAACAUCUGUGUCAACAUUAGUUUUAAAAUGUUUAGUAGCUAUUAAUGGUAAAUGUCCUAACAUCAGUCUUCUUUCCUUCACAUGGAUUCUGUUGUAGACAAAAUAGGAAAGUAAAUGCAACUAAUUUUGCAGAGCUGUUGACUAGAGCCUAGCAGCAGACUGCAGUGUGGAUUAGAGAGUAACUUUUCAGCCUCGCAUUUACUCCUGUCUAUUUUGAGGGAAAGGUAAGCUAGACUUACAACUUAUUAACUAUCAUAAGAUGGUGUUUACAUAAAUUAAUCAUCUUCAGGUCUGAAAACUUUGAGACAAAAUUAUUUUCAGUUUUAAAAGCAUGAAACCUGCAUUGUUCUUGAUUUUUUUUUUAUUUGUCCAGAAAUUUUCAGGUUUUUGUCUUUGUAUCUUUUUCUUACUAAAAUCCUAGUUAUUGGGGCUAGAGAGAUGGUUCAGUGGUUAAGAGUGAGUGUUGCUACGACAGAGGAACCAAGUUCAUUUCUCAGCACCCACAUCAGGCAGUUCACAGCUCCAGGGGAUCCAUCACCUCUUCUGGACUCCUUGGGCACCUACACUCACUGUGCACAUACCCACACACAGACACACAUAUAUACCGAUAAUAUAAAAACAAAGUAAACCUUAAAGAAAAGAAAAAAAAACCCUGUGUAGUGAAGGUAGGAUGUUUUUACAUUUUGGGCGUGUUGCGGCUGUGUGGAGAAUCUACAUGCCUUAGAGCUAUACAUUUUUAACCUUACGUUUGACUUUUCAGUUGUAGACUUGUAAGAGGCUUACAUCUUUGAGAGCUUAGUACAGAGGGAAGUGAAAAGUUUUUGGGGGUGCAAAGUGGUGUUAAAUGGGAAGGAAGUCCUUCAUGUAUUCUCCAUGUUCCUGGGAAGUGUUGCCCCUCCCACUCCUUUUCCUCCCCCCUUCUCUCUUGGCUGUGGUGCUACAGAUCAAACCCAGGGCUCUGUGCAUGCUAGAAAAGUGCUCGAUCUCUGAGCUACAUCCCCAGCUCUAUGCCUUCUUGUUGCUUUUUUUUCUUUAAAGCAAGUCAGAGUAGUCUUAUUGAAAGGUAAUUAAAGUUGGUAGGGAAGGUAAGAGGUUUUAAAGAUAUAGUGGGGAACUUGCUUGGCUGUGUUGCGGUUCUCAGCCUGGCUGUCCUCUCCAGUUCUUUCUGACCAGCAUUGCUAUGGCAAAAAUACAACUUCUGUGUGCUGGCAUUGUACAUUCAUAUUCUUUCAAAGCAGAAAGCAAUGAGCUUAGCCUUAGAACCAUUUGGUUUAAUAAAUGUGGGCCAUUCUCAAGAAAAACCUGCUGUUGAGACCAUCACCCCAACAUGGUGAGGGUGAUCAACCCUGCUCUGCACCUGCUGCCUGUGUAUUAUAACUGAGAAUUCCCAAACCCUGUAAUUUAUAAAUGGAGAACAGAGAAGCCAAAUCCUUUUAAGCAAUAGUCUGUUUUAGAUAUAUUUGUUUGAAAAGUUUAAUACAUACAAAGUCAAGUUCACACAUAGACUUGUUUUGACUAUACUCAGCUAAAAAAGAAAAAGGCAGCUUUAUCGUUGAAGGAUACUAGAUCUAAAAUGCUUAUGAAUGUUCUUGAUUUCAACUCUCUGACUUAGUACACUUAAUUAUUUGGUAGUCUUUUGUAGACUGGCAUUGUCCUGUACUGGAAGUAACGAUAGUGUUGGCAUUUGUCAGUUCUUCAAGGUAUUCAGGCUUUUGAGACAAGAAAGCUCCUUUCAAAUUCAUUUUCUUUCUUAAACAGUAUUGGUUUUGUUUAGACAGCUUCAAAGCCACCAAAGCAUGUCAGUUUUGAUGCCAACUUUGACAGUUUAGACAUUUUUUUUUUUUAAGCUAAGGCUAAAUUAACCCUCUACCUCUGUAGUUAGAGCUUGUUAACACCAUCAAAGGUCAGAAUGCUUCAGGUGACUGAUGAGACGAGAAAGAGGUGGAGUUAGUUUUGUUUUUUCUCUCUGUUGAAUAGCUUUGAAUGACUAAAAUUAAUGUAGAAGUAGGUCACAUCGCCCCAAUUCAGUGCCCCUGAUUUCUAAUAACUGAUGUGAUGAAUUAUUUUGUAUGAAGUUCAGUACAAACAUCUAUGAAAUCUUUAAGUGAUUUCUUCAGUUGCCACUGUUUGUUUUUAGGACACCUUCUACUACAUAGUAACGAAAGGACUUCAUUCUGUAUUUUCCAUGUCUGGGCAUAGGAGUGCUGACAGGAGAAAGAAAGCUGUGUCCUUUCAGUGUUAUUUCAAAUCUGUUUGCGUCUGGGCUACUGAAUUGUCUGAAGAACUACACAGAAUUAAUUGAUACUAAUGUCCAGUAAAAUCUUACCUUAAAAUGUUUAAGUUUAAUAAUUUUUUAUUUGAAGAAUUCAUGAACUGUUAGGACAAUAAAAUAUUUACGAUGUGGAACAAAGGAAGUAAAAACUGAUAAUGGGGGAAGCAGUUUGAGAAUUCUACCUAAAAGUCUCCGUGUCCACAGAGAAACUAGUAUUACUUGAAGAUAUGAAAGUUCCUGUGGUAGCCUUGAAGCACAGUGUUAUAUAUAAGUAAAUACCUGAUUCUAAGUUAAAUCCAGAUUUAACUAAUAUAUUAUUUUAUAUCUUUGUUGUAUUAAAAUGUUUUAAAACACUAAAAAUAAAACUUUUGAAAGUUGA